AUGGGGAUGGUUGGUCUCCGCGAUGUCUUCGUUGUUGCUCCAGCUUCUUCUUUUAACCAUCACCACCACCAUCAUCACCACCAUACUCAAGAUCCCAUCAUGGCAAAUGAUCAAAUCAACGGUCAAAAUGCUGCUACGGCACUUGGCGUCGGUGUUGGCGUCGGUGUUAUCCCUCUUCUUACAGCAACUCCGUGUUUAGCUCCACAGAAUGUGGAAGAUUCUGAUUUGUUGAGUAACAAUGGUCGUAACAAACUUAGUGGGAUGCAGUUAUGGCAGAAUCAGAAUUCUUCAUCUCAUUAUCUUAAAAAACCAUCAUCAGUUCCUGAUAACAAUAAUUCUUCUUCUAUGAAUUUGAUACAAAGCAGCGGUGGCGGUGGGAUGGGAGGUGGGAGUGGCGGUUCGGGUUCAAGCUCAGGGACCACGUGUCAAGAUUGUGGGAACCAAGCCAAGAAAGACUGUACUCAUAGGAGAUGUAGAACAUGUUGUAAAAGUCGGGGUUUUGAUUGCCCUACUCACGUGAAGAGCACGUGGGUAUCUGCUGCUAGAAGAAGAGAGCGUCAGCUCAUGGUGGCCGCAGCUACUGCUGGCGCUGGCUCAUCAGGGUCGACCUCUGGGGCUAAGAAACCUAGAUUGAUAACUUCACAGACUACAACAACUUCUCAUACAUCAACUUCAAAUACUACUCCUCCUAGAAGCUUUGACACUAGCUCAAGUCACCAAGAUGCAGGUUUUAAAGAGUCAUUGCCGGGGCAAGUGCGUGCACCGGCGGUAUUCAAGUGUGUAAGAGUGACAGCGGUGGAGGAUGGUGAGGAUGAGUAUGCAUAUCAAGCAGUUGUUAAGAUUGGUGGACAUGUGUUCAAAGGGUUUCUUUAUGACCAAGGAGUUGAAGGAAGAGAUGGGUUUCCUAAUAUAUCCGAAUUGCAUUUAGGUGGUGGCGGCGGCGGCGGCGGUAAUGGUGGAGGGAGUGGGAGACAUGGGGGAUCAUCGUCGUCUCCAGUUCUUGAUCCUUCUGAAGUUUAUGCAGCCACUGGAGGUGGCUUGCUUGCUGGUUCAAGUUAUGGUAAUCCAAUAAACUGAGAUCAUCUUCCGAGUAAAAGGUAGUGGAUUGACUGAAUCGGGGGGAUGGCAUUGUAGUCUAUUUCGUACUUCUGCUGCCUGCUAAUUAUUCAUAGGGUUUUGGUAAAUUCUUCUUUUGUAGACUUGUAUCCUUAUUAACAUAUGUUCUUUUCUUUUGCUUUCAACUGUCUUUGGCUUUGAAUUUUCUUAUUUUUCAUGUUCGUUUUGCCUUUGAAAUUGCGCUGAGAAGGUCAUAAUAAUCAUCAUCUUGUCCACGAGGCUACAUUUUCUUACUCUAUUAGGAUAUGUGUUGUACCGAAUUGCAAAUCAUAGAAAAUAAAGGUAAGAAGAAGAAAUCCUGUACUAGUAGACAAAUAUUAGUUCUUCAAAAUUUGUGAUGAUAAAAACCUGUUUGCUUU
Molecule: messenger RNA, 1475 nt
Organism: Theobroma cacao (cacao)
Lineage: Eukaryota; Viridiplantae; Streptophyta; Magnoliopsida; Malvales; Malvaceae
Gene: LRP1
Product: Lateral root primordium (LRP) protein-like protein
Biological process (GO): positive regulation of DNA-templated transcription
Cellular component (GO): nucleus
Molecular function (GO): DNA-binding transcription factor activity; DNA binding
Source: RefSeq, a predicted model, not a curated record